AUGACAACGUCAAUUCUCCAAAGAUUUGGUGGAUUACUUGAACCUACGAAUUUUUAUAUUGUUUCUGUAGUAGCGUAUUCGUCGAGCAACCGCCCAGAGAAUAUUGGAGGAAUUACAAAAGAGGCCGUUGAACAAGUGGGCCCUUCAAUCUUUGCAAAAUUACGUGAAGCUUUGGUUAAAUCAGCUCCAUUAGUGGGCUUUCCUAGAACCAUCAAUUCGUUACGCGAAUUGGCUUUGAAUUUUCCAAAAACAUUUCCAAAUGAAUUUAGUCGAGCCUCAGAUGAACAAGUAAAUACCUCUGUUCGAGGAAAACUAUAUUUUGAAAAGACGUAUGGCAAGGUGACAGAUCGAGUCCUCAAUUCGAUGCAAUCUUCUUCUUCAGACUUGGCUCAUAUUGCUAUCGACUAUGCCUAUGGAAAAGUACUUUCCUUCAACGAAGUCAUUAGUCCCUUAGAAACAAGUUUAAUGAUUAUCGCUUCUCUCGUUCCACAAGAUGUGAACCCUCAGCUUCGAGGCCAUUUGAAGGGUGCUCUGAAUCAUGGUGCUACGAAGGAACAAGUAAUGGCCGCACGCAACAUCUCUGUAGCAAUUGCAAAGGAUUCUGGAAUUGUUUUUCGUGGUGAGGUAGAAUCUCUUUAA
Molecule: messenger RNA, 639 nt
Organism: Schizosaccharomyces osmophilus
Lineage: Eukaryota; Fungi; Ascomycota; Schizosaccharomycetes; Schizosaccharomycetales; Schizosaccharomycetaceae
Gene: pxp2
Product: carboxymuconolactone decarboxylase-like protein, Pxp2
Exons: 3
Coding region: 1-639 (212 amino acids)
Molecular function (GO): peroxiredoxin activity
Source: RefSeq, a predicted model, not a curated record